AUCCUGUUUCCUCCACCUUGUACCAGAGCACACUUCACAGGCUGGAGUCUUGUUUUUCAAAGCAGAAAAUCCAGUUGCCUCUGAAUCAUGAAAACACUGAGGUGCAGUCUGUGGGGGGCUUUGUCUGCACUGCUCGGCAUUACUUUCAUUUGGUACCUGAGUUUGUCAUAUAUCCUCCUGAUCAAGCUUGAACAAGAGGACAGAGGUUCAAUCGGUCACAGCAGCCUGAGGCAUGCUGAUCAUGUUGGGAUGGAGAAAAGUGAGGCUAAAGCCACUUCAUUAUCCUUUUCAACAGACUACACAGAAGAACUGCAUACAGUCCAGAUUAAAAUGGCGGCAGAGGGGAAAAAAGAACAACCGCAGGCUGAAAUGAUCGAGGAGAAGAUUUAUCAAGUCCAACUGCAACAAGUGCCUUGGAUGGAGGAACUUCUGAAGCAGCAGGCAGAGAAGGUGGAGAAAAAAGACGGACGAGAAAAAUCAGAUAAUCAUAUCCAAGAGGACAGACACUGCCUGCUGCCAUCCAUGGCUCAAUACCCUGCCUGUAUUAGCAAGUUGAAGUGGAUGAGUGAAAACUGGGAGACGGAGCCUUGUUACGGACGUCACGGCGUGAACGGAUCUCUGUGCUCCUUCAUCAUCUACCUCAGCGAGAUAGAGUCCUGGUGCCCUUUGCUUCCAGGCCGAUUGACCCCAUCAGUGACAGAAGAAAAGUCUGAGGUGGGCUCUGACCCAGCGGUGAUACGGACAAGUAUGGAAGAUCUAUAUCCACUUCUGGAAAAUAAUGUCCAGCUCCAGUGGAUUCAUCAAAGAAUUAAGAGUAUGGCAGAUGCUUGGGUAGACGCUGGAAACUCCCUGUCAGCGAAAUACAACCUCACAGGGAGAAAAGCCAAACACAUCCUAUUGCAUCCAGGUGCUUUGACGGAUGAAUCGGGUUUUAAAAUACCACAGUAUGCCUCCAAAGGUGGGCCCCUCGGGGAGCUCAUCCAGUGGAGUGACCUCAUGGCCACGCUUCACGUCCUCGGUCACCGUCUUCACAUUUCUGUCUCUUUACCUCAACUCAGAAUCCUUCUAGGGAUUAGGACAGAUGGUUGCCCUCCUCCUCCAGCAGUGGAAGCAAACCUGAUCUACACAGACAUCACAGGCCUCAGGCAGUUUAAAAGAAUACUUAAACACUCCUGGACUAUAUAUAAAUGCAGGAUUCGUGUGUUGGAUUCAUUUGGCACUGAGCCAGACUUCAAUCAUGCCGUUUGGGGUAGAACUCACAAUCGCAAGAGUCCAUACGGUGGCCUCCAUCUGAUCCCAGCGCAGUUCAACACCAUGUUCCCUCACACACCAGACAACACCUUCCUGGGCUUUGUGGUGCAGGAUCACCUCAGCUCUAAGUCGACCGCACAACUCAAUUCUAUCAGGCGAAAAAACCAGGCUCUUAUUUAUGGAAAGAAUGCCAACUUUUGGAUGGGAAAGAGGGCUUAUCUGGACGUCGUCCACAAAUACUUUGAGAUGCACGCGACAGUCGCCGACAGUCCGCGGAUUCCGAGAUACGUGAAAAACCACGGCAUCGUCAAGGGGACUGAGUUGCAGAUGCUGUUGAGACAAAGCAAGGUUUUCGUGGGCUUGUCUUUCCCAUACGAAGGCCCCAGCCCUCUGGAGGCGUUAGCCAACGGCUGUGCUUUCCUGAACCCAGUGUUUGACCCACCACUGAGCAGCUUGAACUCACACUUCUUCAAAUGGAAGCCCAACACCAGAGAGGUGACGUCACAGCAUCCCUAUGUGGAGGCCAUAGGAGAGCCCUAUGUAUGGAUGGUAGAUAUGUUCAACACAACGCAAGUGGAGAGAGCUCUCAAUGCUAUUCUCAGUCAAAGUAUUGAGCCCUACCUUCCCUAUGAGUUCACCAGUGAGGGCAUGCUCCAGAGGGUCAACACCUUGAUAGAAAAACAGGACUUCUGCUCCAGUACAAAGACGUGGCCCCCACUGAGCGCACUCCAGGUUGUGAUGGCAGAGGUCGGCACUUCAUGUAAACAAGAGUGUCAGGCGGUCGGGCUCAUCUGUGAACCUGCAUUCUUCCCACAGAUUAACAGCAUCAACGCUCUUGCCAACUACGGGGUAGACUGUCAAACAAUAGAAAUAGCAGACAAACACCUGGUGGCGCCGGCCUUCGACGGCGACAAACACUGCGUCUUACAGUUGGACCCGCUGCUCUUCAGCUGCGUGAGAUCGACCCCGUCCCUGGUGCGCAUCUGUCCGUGUAGAGAUUAUAUUAAGGACCAGAUUGCUUUAUGCAAGACGUGUAUAUGACUGCAGUACAGACAACAACCACCUGAGGACACUGUUCUACAGCAGCACCCCAACUCCAACAUGGUUGUCUCCAGCAAACUCUGGAACAGGUUCGAUUCUUGGACUUGGACUGAUUUGAAGUGCAAGAUUCAGCAACUGUCGUGUGUUUAUAGCACGUGGACUUUUUGAAAUCGUGACAGUGUCAUGACAUCAUAAGUUAAGCCUCGAUAAGCACCAUGGCUGUAACAAAAGGAGAAAAACACUAAAGUAUUUGACUAAAUGUACCAUUUUAUUAGGUUUGGUUAGUUAGAUUAGUUUGGUGAAUGUUAUGCAGUAACAAAGGUGUUAAUGCAUAUAUAUAUAUAUAUAUAUAU
Messenger RNA from Solea senegalensis (Senegalese sole), 2645 nucleotides. RefSeq names its product alpha-1,6-mannosylglycoprotein 6-beta-N-acetylglucosaminyltransferase A-like. NCBI's taxonomy places the organism in Eukaryota, Metazoa, Chordata, Actinopteri, Pleuronectiformes, Soleidae. The record is from RefSeq and is a predicted model, not a curated record. The transcript is spliced from 18 exons. Gene Ontology annotation, biological process: protein N-linked glycosylation. Gene Ontology annotation, molecular function: alpha-1,6-mannosylglycoprotein 6-beta-N-acetylglucosaminyltransferase activity. The coding region runs from base 88 to 2292 and encodes 734 amino acids. Gene Ontology annotation, cellular component: Golgi apparatus.